GCUCCCACUGCGCUCGCAGCCCGCGACACCAGCAGCACACCACGACGACGACGCAGCGUCGCCGGAGUCGCACCUGUCGGAAGCCGCGGGCGAUGGCCAGCACAGCCCUGCGAACGUGAACCAGCGCCCGUCACUAUCACAACGCGCCCGCCAUUCAAGCUUCACCAUGGCCGAACCGCGCCCUCUCGCCGCCGCAACCUCCAAUCCCGAUCCGCCGAACCCAGCGUCCUCGACAGGCGUGUCGCCCGGCGGCGGCGGUGGUCCUGCGACAUCCUCGGCCGCACCGAAAGAUCAGAUUCCCGGACAUCCAUCAUUUCGACGACAACGCGCAUCGCGAGCUUGUGAAACAUGUCAUGCGCGCAAGGUCCGUUGCGAUGCCGCUAGUCUCGGUGUGCCAUGCACCAACUGCGUGGCCUUCUCCAUCGAAUGCAAAAUUCCCACUCCCAAGCGGAAGAAGACGGCGGCAAAAAAGGAUAGCGAAAGCGAGCGCGACCGCACAGAAUCGAUCAAAGAUGACCGCUCACCCGCCGCGCCUCAGAGCACCACGAGCACCACAUUCCCGACCAGAGGCGAAAUGGUCAUGUCCCGGGAAGUAGAGCCCGAACAGAUCGGCAUGAACACUCCAGCGGGGAUGCCGAAAGUGGAGGGCUCCGAAUCCUACUAUGCUGGUCAGCAGGCGACCAACGGCACCUAUGCGCAGUUCAUGAAGCCCAAAUUUGCUCGUGCCCCGAUUAAGGAAGCAGGUCGCGUGGCAUAUCUCGGCGAGUCUUCGAAUCUAUCAUUACUGGUCCAGGAUCGACACGGGACGACCGACGUGGUUCACUAUCCUCUGCCGGAAAAUGUCAGAGGAACGCGAGCGCGGAUCAACGAACUGGAUAACGUCGAGAUUGACAUUCUGCACCAAAGAGGAGCGUUCCUGCUGCCUCCACGACAGCUUUGCGACGAACUGGUGGACGCAUAUUUCACAUGGAUCGCUCCCGUGGUGCCGGUCAUCAAUCGGAGCAAGUUCAUGCGGCGCUAUCGUGAUUCGAAAAAUCCCCCUUCACUUCUCCUUCUACAAUCAAUUCUGCUCGCCGGCUCACGAGUCUGCAAUAACCCACAGCUCAUGGACGCGAAUGGAUCUACUACCCCUGCGGCAAUGACGUUCUACAAGCGUGCAAAGGCACUUUACGACGCCAACUACGAAGAUGAUAGAGUCACAAUCGUCCAAGCCCUCAUCCUCAUGGGAUGGUAUUGGGAAGGACCAGAGGACGUAACAAAGAAUGUUUUCUACUGGAGCAGAGUAGCCGUCAUUGUCGCACAGGGUUCCGGAAUGCAUCGAAGCGUCGAAGGCUCACAACUCAGCAAAACUGACAAGAGGCUCUGGAAGCGCAUUUGGUGGACCUUGUUCACGCGUGACAGAUCUGUCGCUGUUGCUCUCGGCCGCCCGGUUUGCAUUAACAUCGACGACUCGGACGUGGAGAUGGUCUCACCUGACGACUUUAUCGACGACGAGCCCGACCGGCCAGCAGAAUAUCCUCCGGACCCGAUUCACGUACAGUUCUUCCUCAACUAUGUCAAGCUGUGCGAGAUCAUGGGUUUGGUCCUCUCUCAACAGUACUCUGUCGCUUCCAAAUUACCGCGGAACAAUGCACUGGACCUGACACACAGCGAUAUGGCACUCGCGGAUUGGCUCCAGAACUGUCCUCAAGAGGUGAGGUGGGAGCCACAACGGCACCAUUUCUGGUCUGCGUUGUUACAUUCAAAUUAUUAUACGACACUGUGUCUCUUGCACAGGGCUCACAUGCCUCCAGCUGGAUCACCAGGAUCGCGCCCCACGAACGGCUACCCUGAGGAGACUGCGUACCCUUCGCGAACUAUUGCAUACCAGGCCGCCGCCAUGAUCACAUCGAUUAUUGAGGCACUGCAAAAUCACGAACAAUUGCGCUAUGCGCCUGCCUUCAUUGUCUACAGCUUGUUCUCUGCACUGAUCAUGCACGUGUACCAGAUGCGGUCCUCGAAUCAAUCAAUCGUUUCGGCUACACAACAGCGGUUACAGGUCUGCAUGAACGCGCUCAAGGAUGUUUCAAAAACUUGGCUGGUCGCUAAGAUGGUCCACACCCUGUUCGAAUCGAUCCUUGGCAACAAACACCUCGAGGAUAGGCUCCAGAAAGCUGCAGGUCGCCGCCACGCUAAGACCAAACACAAUGGAGCGAGCAGCAAGGCGAGUAAGGGUACGCCGGUUGUGCCGGAUGCCGCAGAGGCUCAAAAGCGCAAAUUCGACGAGAUGGAAAUGGGCUUCGCCAAUGGGCCGCCUGCGCCGCAAAUGUCGUACGAGCGAUCACGACCUGUCUCACCAGCCAUCACUCCCUCUCGCGAGUUGCCUGGUACUGGCCAAAACGCCCAGCAGACACCACAGAUGCCACAGAUGACCGCUGGAAGCCCGCCUUUGCGUCAAGCUACCGAUACGUUCAUGGGAGCCUCACGGUCCAACACGAGGCCGACCACACCGGCCUUCCACGCAUUGCCUUGGUCGCGAUUGGGUUCCCCCGAUGUCUUCCUCCACACGCGGAACUCGCCGAAGAUCUCCGAAGAUCUGUGGCAGAAUUAUCAACCGGAACAGCUCUUCCCUCCCGAAACGAAUGGUCUCUUCCCGGUCACCUCGAACAGUCCUAACCAGAUGGUCGAUCCGGCAUUACGGGCACAGUCGCACUCCAACCCACAGUUCUCGCAUCCGUUGUCAACACCACAAAUGCAAGGUCAGAUGUCGAUGGGCGAAGGACAGUCAAUGCAUUACCAGCAGGAUCCAGCCGCGUGGUCUCAGCUGAAUAUGGGCAAUAACUCUCAGCAAGAUGACGCGUGGAGCAACUCGAGUAGUGCCGGCGGGCCGAUUGUGCCGACGACUCUUAAUGUGGGAGAUUGGUUCGAAUUCUUCGGCAUUCCUAAUGGGAGCGACAUCAACGGCCUGAAUGGUGCCGCCGGCUACGGCUGAGCUGAGUGAACACUUCCAGCAAAAAUUCUCAAAGUUGACCAAGGAAGCCCACAAAAGUGAAGCGGAGUUUGUGCUCCGUCGUGCGAGGAUGUAAGACAAGCUGUUCAAGAGAAGGUUCCCAACGCGCAUCUGCUGCGAUGGAGUUCUAAUGUCCCUGCCAUCCAGUUGACGCAGGUGGUAGAAGAGUAGAGGUUACAGUCGAGCACUCCGGAAGCGAAGGACGACGUCGACAAGCGCAAGGGCCGUGGGAGACUCAGGUAGUACGCCAUACAGUGUGCACGAAAUAGCUGACAUGCAAUAAGAGGCUUUCAAAAUGCGAGUUACACCUCGU
Messenger RNA from Cercospora beticola, 3302 nucleotides. NCBI's taxonomy places the organism in Eukaryota, Fungi, Ascomycota, Dothideomycetes, Mycosphaerellales, Mycosphaerellaceae. The record is from RefSeq and is a predicted model, not a curated record.